This is a messenger RNA of Saprolegnia diclina VS20, 384 nucleotides long. RefSeq lists its product as hypothetical. The coding region runs from base 1 to 384 and encodes 127 amino acids. The transcript has a single exon. The record is from RefSeq and is a predicted model, not a curated record. Lineage: Eukaryota; Oomycota; Saprolegniomycetes; Saprolegniales; Saprolegniaceae.
AUGCUUGGGGAGUUCGCUGCCGAGGCCGAGUCGCUCCUGGCCCAGCAGCAGAAGCAGCGCGCCGAGGCGACCAAGGGCCUCCAGAUGAGCAUGCUGCUCAUGGAGCAGCACCUCGGUCUGCAGGUCGACACGGCGAUGGCGCCCGUUAUGGCCAACCAGCAAGCGAUCCAGGACGAGUGCAUCGGCAUGGCCAAGUGCGCAGUGCAGCUGCACCAAAAGACGGUGCGCUGGAAGGCCGAGCACAAGCGCUUCAAGGCGCAGCUGGCCGAGCUUGAAGGCUUCAGCAACUGGGCGGUGCAGAGCGCAAAGGAGAUGGAAGCCAUCAGCGGGAAGCUCGAGUACGUCUGCCACGAGCUGUCGCGGGCCGCCAAAGACGACGCAUGA